CAAAACUGGAAUAAUUGUAAAACCGCUAAGGCUUCAUUAACGCUUGGUAGUGGACUAUCUUCUAUUAAUGUUGAAGGAGCGUAUUCUAUACCACUAUGCUUUAUGUUGCUCUUUGCUGAACUGAUUCCACUUGACGGAAUUAAAGAAUCAAAUAUAAUUUUAUCUAUCUCCUCAUCUGUGUCACUAAAUUCAUCUGAUCCAG
Messenger RNA from Racocetra persica, 202 nucleotides. NCBI's taxonomy places the organism in Eukaryota, Fungi, Glomeromycota, Glomeromycetes, Diversisporales, Gigasporaceae. The record is from the annotation of a GenBank genome assembly.